UGGAGACUUGGACACUUUCUUCACAAUAAGGAAACAGACUCAAGGAGUUGCGCUCAGGGCGAGCCCUCCGAGUCCAGCACGUCCCACCUCAGCAGCCGGCUGUUCCUCUGGCCACACUUCUACCCGCCUCCCACUUCUCGACGCCCUCCACCCAGGACAGGCUUCACCUCCUGCUCCCCACUUCCUGCCAAGCAGUGGCGACCACCAGGAAAUGGCCAUGUGGGCUUGGUCCCCGGGCAUCUGCUGGGCGUGGCACUUUGGUUCCCCAGGCCCGCGUGGUCCUCCAUUCCAUUAGAACUCUUUGAAACCCAUAAAACAACAGAUCAGAAGGCACUCUGAUGUCAUCAGCUUGGACAGGCCCCAGGGGACAGAUGUCUUGUUCCCUGGGACUUGCUGCAGUCACCUGCCCAAGGGCAGCCACCACAUGUCACUUCUCACAAAAAUCAAUUUACAAACUUGUGGGAUGGAAUGCAAACACUCCCUCAGCAGCAUCCCUUGCGAUCGAUCCAUUUCAAAGCAAGUGCUACCGGGAGUGGCUACAGCAACCGAAAUGCGAGUGCUAGCGUUUCUUUUAAGUUCCUGUUUUUCACUUUCAGCUGCUUUUUAUUUCCACGUCGGGGAGCGAGAGGAGAAGUGCAUCAUAGAAGACAUUCCCAGUGACACGCUGAUCACAGGCACUUUCAAGAUACAGCAAUGGGACAUGGGCAGACAGGACUUCCUGGAAUCUGCUCCUGGUCUGGGGCUCUUUGUGACGGUUACAACUUACAACGAGGAGGUACUAUUGUCAAAGUUAUAUGGCCCACAAGGAACAUUCUAUUUCACUUCACAUUCGCCUGGCGAACACAUCAUUUGCUUAGAAUCUAAUUCCACGCAGCUUGUGUCGUUUGGAGGGAGUAAGCUGGAUCGUGAAGAAAAUUUUCGAAUGACCAGUGAAGACACAAAUAGCAAUGUUUUAUGGUGGGCUUUUGCACAAACAUUAAUCUUUAUCUCAGUUGGAAUUUUCCAAAUGAAGUACCUUAAAGACUUCUUUAUAGCUAAGAAGCUUGUUUAAAAUGCUAAUAAAGACAGAUAACUACCUGCUGAUUUGCAUAACAUUUGAGUUAAUAAAUCAAAAUACAUUCAUAA
Molecule: messenger RNA, 1125 nt
Organism: Myotis daubentonii (Daubenton's bat)
Lineage: Eukaryota; Metazoa; Chordata; Mammalia; Chiroptera; Vespertilionidae
Product: transmembrane emp24 domain-containing protein 11
Exons: 4
Coding region: 425-1051 (208 amino acids)
Source: RefSeq, a predicted model, not a curated record